Messenger RNA from Nematostella vectensis (starlet sea anemone), 1735 nucleotides. Its product is annotated as cell wall protein PRY3. NCBI's taxonomy places the organism in Eukaryota, Metazoa, Cnidaria, Anthozoa, Actiniaria, Edwardsiidae. The record is from RefSeq and is a predicted model, not a curated record. Bases 205 to 1695 code for a protein of 496 amino acids. Gene Ontology annotation, cellular component: extracellular region. The transcript is spliced from 11 exons.
GGAAGAUCAAGAUGUAUUGAUGGACCUUUCCACCAUGGACGACCAACAAACGUACAACCUGUUCAUCGAGCCCUGCGCGCUGAAUAAUUCAACAAUUGAGUCUACAAGCAGGGAAAUAAGAUGGAGAUCCGCUAGGAAGGGGAGAUCAGGCGUUUUCAUUGGAAAUAAUACACCUUUAAACGAGGUAUUUGUCAGAAAUCCGCGAUGAAGAGUCUCGUACUGUCUGUCGUUUUGUUUGUUCUAGGCUCUUGCCAGGACGCCUUUGACAAAAACUGUCUUGAGGCACACAACGAGUAUCGCAAGCGUCAUGGCGCCAAGGAGAUGACGUGGUCAGCGUCUCUCGCAACAGACGCACAGAAGUGGGCGGACAAACUCUCGCAGACGGAUGCCUUUAAACACGACUAUGCUUCUAUUAACAGCAAAAGUCAGGGCGAGAAUCUAGCGUACUUCACGCCACAGAAGCCCAAGUGUAUGGGCCCUAAGGCACAGGACUGCGUCACUUGUGCUGAGAUCGUCAAAGACUGGUACGACGAAGUGCAGUUCUAUGAUUUUAACACAGGAAAGGAAAAGCAACCUGGGUCAGUCAUUACGCAUUUUACGCAGGUUGUGUGGGACGCGUCUACCGAGCUGGGAGUCGGCGUGGGAAUUAACAAGUCCCCUUCCGCUAAAUAUGGCUUUAUUACCGUUGCACGGUACUUUAAGAGGGGGAAUUUUGGAAAUGCCGAUGAAUUUAAGAAAAACGUCUUUCCCGAAGUUGCACCGGGAGCUACAACAGUUGCUCCGGGUACUACGACCGCUGCAUCUUCUGGAUCUGGUAGUACCACAGGCAGUCCAUCUCAGCCAACGACCCUCCCUGUUGUACCGACCCUCCCCGCCACGGGAGGCGGGAACAGUGGAAGUGGAAAGAAUGGAUCCGACAAUUGCGAAUAUUUCAUAGUAUCCUCCAUAAAACAGGAGCACAAGAUUAUUCAAAAAUGCAAGGGAAAGCCAAACAUUACGUUCGUUCCACUGCCGCUUCCAGGAAAUAAUGUGCCAGCAAUCUUACCCCCCGCACCCACAGCAAAGACCACCCAAGGACCAUCCGGCGCGUCCACUCAGGGGGCAACGCCCACCACAGGGGGCCCGUCAGGUCCAACGGGAGGAGCCUCCAGCGCCACCCCAAGCGCUACAAUAGCAUCGACGGCCCCACCAACUACACCCUCGACAACAACACUAGCACCCACAACACCUUUGUCCGAGAAAGAGGCAAAGAAGCAAGAGGCACAAGCCACAGUCCUAACGAACCUCUACCGGACCAUGCAUCAGGUCGGGCAAAUCGAGUUUGACAAAGACCUCUCGGACGCAGCCCGCGCGUGGGCGCAAAAGCUCGCGCAGGAUGACGACAAACUGACUCAUGAGCCAGGGGUGAAGGAAGGCGAGAAUGUGGCGUCCGUACCCAGCAGCAACACCGCCAUCAUGGACGCAUUCGACGCGUGGUACGACGAGUCUUCUAAGUACGACUACGCCAACGCCAAGUUCUCUAAAGAGACCGGUCACUUUACACAGCUUGUGUGGAAAGCGACUCAGAAGAUGGGUAUUGGUACAGCGAAGAACGCCAAAGGCGACAAGGAAUACGUAGUGGCCCGCUUUAGUCCCGCGGGGAACAUCAAGGGGCAGUUUGCAGACAACGUAUUACCGAGUAUAGUUAACAAGUAGAGAUGACACAAUGUGAGGGGUCUAGGGGGGGGGGGAGUAG